AUGGUUUUGGAAAAUAACUCUAAUGUCAUUAUCAUGAUAACCAGAGAGAGCGAAGGUGGGACUGUCAAAUGCCAUCAUUACUGGCCCAUGUCUUUGAAGAAGCCUUUGGAACUGAAAAGCUGUCGUAUCUUCCUGGAGAACUACCAGAUACUUCAACAUUUCAUUGUUCGAGUACUUCGAGUUGUGACGAAGUCUUUCAACAUCAAAAAUAUAGUGGCUCAAAUGAGAGAGCAGCGCUGUGGCAUGGUUCAGACAAAGGAGCAGUAUUGCUUUUGCUACACAGUUGUGCUUGCGGUUCUGCAGAAGCUUGUGACUUUGGACUGA
Molossus molossus (Pallas's mastiff bat) is the source of this 324-nucleotide messenger RNA. RefSeq names its product protein tyrosine phosphatase non-receptor type 20 (gene PTPN20). Gene Ontology annotation, biological process: protein dephosphorylation. NCBI's taxonomy places the organism in Eukaryota, Metazoa, Chordata, Mammalia, Chiroptera, Molossidae. Bases 1 to 324 code for a protein of 107 amino acids. The record is from RefSeq and is a predicted model, not a curated record. Gene Ontology annotation, molecular function: protein tyrosine phosphatase activity. The transcript has 3 exons.